GCGAGCACUGCGGGCCUUGAGAGGGCUGGUGAGGUUGAAGUCUCUGUUAGACGGCAAUUCUGUGAAGCGCCAAGCGACGAACACAUUACGUUGCAUGCAGACGCUCUCCAGAGUUCAAUCACAGAUCCGUUCGAGGAGACUAAGAAUGAACGAGGAGAACCAGGCUCUUCAUCGUCAGCUGCUUCUCAAGCAUGAAAGAGAACUCGAAAGUUUGAGGAUGGGAGAAGAAUGGGACGACAGUCUUCAAUCCAAGGAGCAGAUUGAAGCAAGUCUGGUAAACAAGCAAGAGGCCGCGAUAAGAAGAGAACGAGCACUAGCUUAUGCAUUUUCUCAUCAGUGGAAGAGCUCUUCGAGAUCAGCGAAUCCAAUGUUUAUGGAUCCAAACAACCCACAAUGGGGGUGGAGCUGGCUGGAGCGGUGGAUGGCGGCAAGAUCUUGGGAGAUCCAAAGCAAGACGGAUAAGGAAAACAACACUGAUCGCGCCUCUCUGAAGGCCACCAAUCAGAACACUGGGGAAGGAGAGAUAACCCGAGCCUACGCUCGUCGCGAAACCAAACUGGACCGCCCCUCACCCCCAACCCCGAAACCGAAUUCGAUCAGGCCUGGAACCCGAAAAUCCCCCUCUACCCCCAACUCUCGGGCGCCGAAGAUCAAAUUGGAUAGUCCUAGAAAUGGAUUGAGUCAGUUGGAAGAUGAUGUGAAAAGUAUAGUAAGUGCGCAAUCUGAGCGGAUCAGGAGGCAGAGCAUCGGGGGAUCACCGUCGAUCAGGGACGACGAGAGUCUCGCGAGCUCUCCUUCACUUCCUAGCUAUAUGGUGCCGACAGAGUCUGCUAGGGCUAAGUCUCGCUUGCAGAGCCCAUCAAUCGAAAAGAUUAUUAAGACUCCGGAAAAAGGGUCGGCUGGAUCGAUUAAGAAGAGGUUGUCUUUCACUGCAGGGGAUAAACACAACAGCGCAUUGCCGCUGAUUACAAGGAGGCACUCAGGCCCUCCUAAGGUGGAUAUCGCCGCCAUGAAGGGUAUAGAAGUUCGUUCGGAGCUCGACGCAACCAAUGGUGCGAACCAGUGACUGGCCGAGCUUGAAACAAGGCUACUUAAAAGCAAAUUUAUUUAUCUGAAUUUGAUUAAUUGGUUUGAGUUGUUCAUUUAUCGGGGCUAAGUUUGCUGCUACUAGAUUAUUGUGAUGCAUUCAUUUCCUAGUCCUAUCCUAUUUACCACAUUAUUAUUUGUUGUUGUAAUUGAACGCAUGAAGAUUUGGUUUAAGUUUCUGAGAAAAGAUGUCUGAGUUGUGGCACACUUCUGUCAAUUUA
Ananas comosus (pineapple) is the source of this 1307-nucleotide messenger RNA. RefSeq names its product protein IQ-DOMAIN 1-like. Lineage: Eukaryota; Viridiplantae; Streptophyta; Magnoliopsida; Poales; Bromeliaceae. The transcript is spliced from 3 exons. Bases 95 to 1066 code for a protein of 323 amino acids. The record is from RefSeq and is a predicted model, not a curated record.